AAGCAGCACGAUGGCACCACUGUCGUACUUGGAAUUGCUGGGUAUUUUCUGCCUGUUAGCAGCCAUCCACGGGAGUGAAAGCAAAGCGUUCAAUGAGUUUCCAGAAGGUUUCCUGCUUGGAGCCGCCACUUCAGCCUACCAGGUAGAGGGCGCCUGGAACGAAGAUGGCAAAGGAGAGAGCAUCUGGGACCACAUGCUCCACAAACAUCCAGAGUACGGCCACAAAGGGGAGAACGGAGACGUGACCUGUGAUUCGUACCAUCAUUAUGCUGAGGACGUACAGGCCCUCAAGGAUUUGGGGGCUAAAGUAUACCGCUUCUCCAUCUCUUGGUCUCGUAUACUGCCUAACGGGGACAUAGACGUGAUCAACCAGGCGGGGAUUGACUACUACAACAACCUCAUCAACCUGCUACUGGAAAAUGACAUUCAACCGAUGGUGACGAUGUACCACUGGGACCUGCCGCAAGCCCUGCAGUACAUAGGGGGCUGGCCCAACCCCAUCCUAGCGGACUACUUCCUCGAGUACGCCAGGGUGCUCUUUGACAACUUCGGUGACAGGGUGAAGAUGUGGCUGACAUUCAACGAGCCUUUCGAGUUAAUGAAAGGCUACGCUACCACAGGCGGUCAAGCUCCGUCGCAGGAAGCUUCUGGCAUCGGCGACUACCUGGCAGCACACACCGUCAUCAGAGCGCACGCCAUGGUCUACCGCCUCUACGACGAGCAGUACCGCUCCACGCAGAACGGCAAAGUCGGUAUCACACUAAACUGUGACUGGUUCGAACCAUACGAUGAACUGGAGGAAUCCCUGGAGGCUCAGGAACGUGUAAUUCAGUUCCAGCUCGGCCUGUUCGCGAACCCUAUCUACGUGGACGGCGACUACCCGGCCGUGGUGCGGGAGCGUGUGGACAACAACAGCAGAGCCGAGGGGCGACCAAGGUCACGCCUGCCCAGCUUUACUGAGGAAGAGAAGCGGAUGAUCAAUGGUUCUUCUGAUUUCUUUGGACUGAAUUCAUACUCAACAAGUCUCGUGAAGUCUGCAGUCGUGGGUGGCUCACCAUCAUUGGAACGCGACUCUGGUGUUCAGCGAAUAAUCAACUUUACUUGGCCUGGCAGUAGCUUAAUAUGGCUCAGGGUUGUGCCAUGGGGUUUCCGUAAUAUUGUUAACUGGGUGUCAUCGAGAUAUCCGAACUACCCUAUUUUCAUCACGGAGAACGGCUAUCCCGAUUUUGGGGGACUCGAAGAUGAAACACGUAUCAGUUAUUACGGGCAAUACUUGGCAGAAUUACUGAAAGCUAUCAAUGAAGAUGGGGCCAAUGUAAUUGGAUAUACAACUUGGAGCCUUCUCGACAACUUGGAGUGGAAUUCUGGUUUCAGACCGAAGUUCGGCGUCUACCACGUGGAUUUCAACAGCACUGAGAGAACAAGGACGCCAAAGGCUUCAGCAAGCUUCCUAUAUGGCAUCUAUAGCAACAUGAGUGUACCAGAAGAAUACUUUACGUAAUUUCGUAAUAAAACAACAGUCUAUGGCAAUUUUAAUAUGAAUAUCGAUAUGUGUACGUGAAAUAAUAACAUGCAAGACCAAGACGACAGGUAUCUUGUAUGUUAAAGCUGUCGACAAUAACAUGCCAUAUUGAUAGUCCUUGUCACAAUAUAGGUUUCGCCAAUAAAACAGUACUAUUAAUCCAUAUAGAA
Molecule: messenger RNA, 1692 nt
Organism: Schistocerca gregaria
Lineage: Eukaryota; Metazoa; Arthropoda; Insecta; Orthoptera; Acrididae
Product: myrosinase 1-like
Exons: 11
Coding region: 11-1501 (496 amino acids)
Biological process (GO): carbohydrate metabolic process
Molecular function (GO): beta-glucosidase activity
Source: RefSeq, a predicted model, not a curated record